AUGAGCAACCCACAGGAACAAAUCUAUAUUGAGUACCUCAACUACGAUUGGGAUUCGUUCUCGGAGUUCCAGGAGGGGUUGAACCAGAUUUUGGACGGGUACUUGGAAAACUUGAAGGAGCAAGAUCCUUCGGUGCGAUCCAUCCCACCGUUGGACAAGCAGCAGUUGAUUGACCAGGCUAAGUCGUUCUUCUACUGCUCCCAUACUGACAACAUCUUGAAUCUCGAUGACUACCAGCAAUGGAAGUUGGUUAACGGCGAUAAGUACGCUAAGAAUAAGAAAAUCACCGAAGUGAGAGACGAGGACGAGACCAAACCCAAGGAGCUGACCCAGGCUGCAACUACGGAAGAUCCACCUUACUCGUCCAAUUACCAGGACUUGGUGGAAUUAAUCGUGUCAGGCAAACCCGUGCCUGGUAUCAAGGACAUCCCAGAUACAGUUUUGACAGAAAAGAGUUCUGUUUCGGAGGCCAAGCAGAGAACAAAACCUUGGGAGAAAUAG
Molecule: messenger RNA, 501 nt
Organism: Suhomyces tanzawaensis NRRL Y-17324
Lineage: Eukaryota; Fungi; Ascomycota; Pichiomycetes; Serinales; Debaryomycetaceae
Exons: 2
Coding region: 1-501 (166 amino acids)
Source: RefSeq, a predicted model, not a curated record